This is a messenger RNA of Acinonyx jubatus (cheetah), 1565 nucleotides long. It is a transcript of the gene CA1H5orf63, whose product is annotated as chromosome A1 C5orf63 homolog. NCBI's taxonomy places the organism in Eukaryota, Metazoa, Chordata, Mammalia, Carnivora, Felidae. The record is from RefSeq and is a predicted model, not a curated record. The coding region runs from base 16 to 450 and encodes 144 amino acids. The transcript is spliced from 3 exons.
UUGGCUCGUUAUUAAAUGGUUCCCGAACAGGCUGAGUCACUUUUCCAAGGGCUUAUUUUUCUUUUUCACUUUGGCCUUGGUUUUUGCCUGUCUCCUUACCAGCGCAACAGCCCAGGCGCGGCCGCCACCCUCAGAAGACUGACACGAGGUCCCAGAAGGAAAUCCGAGCAGCAGCAGGCCGGGGCGGAAGUGCGGGACAGGGGGCGGGCGCCGGGCCGGCUCGGGCGGAAGUGCCGGGCGCGAAGCGGAAACGGCGAAGUCGGCGGGCGGCUCAGGUGGGUGCGGAUGGCCAGGCGGCAGCAGAAAAAGAAGAGAAGAAGGAAGCUGAGCGUGACACCACGUGCCAGUGGGCCUCAGGAUCCAUGCCCCCUUUGUGAUGAAGCCAAGGAAGUGCUGGAGGCUUAUAAAAACAGGGUAACACCAGUUUCCCCCUCCGCUAUCCACAAGUAGAGCAUUCCUAUCCAACCUUCAUAUGCCAAAGUGGUCAGAAGCAAAGGAGCAUUUAACGUUAACUUACGUAGAAAAAAUUUUUAGCAUUCCCAGACCCAAAAAAUAACCUCUCUCAGGCUUUCCCGAUACUUCAGGACACAUCUUGCUAAAGGAUGCACAGAAUAAACCGAGGUAAAGCACAGAUGCUCACAGACACAGUUCAAAGCUCUCGGGGCUGGAUGUUGGAUGCUGCCGUAGGUUCGCGGGGAAGGAGCUUGGCGGCACCACUCUCGCUGCUCACGGUGCACCGUGACUCUAGAAUGGCCAAAUGCUGAGCACUUUUUUCACCUUUCACCUUUCACCUUUUUUCAUGAAAGCAAAAAUCCCUUUCUGAUUUUUUUUUUUCAGGUAGCAAAACAGGUACUAAUGUAGGUCUUUCAUAACAGCCAAGUGGCCUGAUGCAAACUUUCAAAAAGCGGGGGAAACCUGCCUAACAGAGUGUGGCUUUAUGUACAUGGAAUGGAGAGCAUAGGUAGUAUAGAGUGUUUGCCUGGAUCCUUUCUUUAGGAAGAAAUUAAAUGAUUUUUCAUUUAAAUUUUCUUUCUAUUCUUCAGAGAGAGAUUUCAGUGCUAAUUUCCACAAAACUCAUUACCCUGAAGUGUUUUUCUCUGACCAGUGCUGGUUUUCUUACUCUGACUCUUAAUAUGCAUCAAAGCUAACUAGCAGGUGCCAUGUUGAUGCUUUCUUUAAACUUUUGUCCGCAUUCCUUUUACCUUACUCUGUCAUUUCCAUCGAGGUGUUUUCCUGCAGCAAACCAUGACACCUUUCCCGUUCUCACAUGCAAAGCACAUCUGUCUUGAUUCUCAGCCUGCCGGUUGGGACGUAUUUUAUUUCACUGGAAAUGGAGUAGUGACCUGACGCUGAAUGUAAACAGGUGUGGCAGAAAAAUGGCAAAACAGAGAGUUAAGGAAUAUAAUGAAAUCAAUCAAGUUGUGGAAAUCAGGGACAUGACAUCACUUGGGACCUCAGACCACAGCAAACCCCUCCACAUGAGAGCAAGUCUGGGCAUCAGGUUGGCACUGUAGCUGUUGUAUCAUUCCGUGGUCUCCAAAAUUCAGAGCUUUAGUCUGUCUCUG